GAUCCUCUGUCGACGAGCCAGAUCAAAGACUGGCGGUCCAUCAUCACGCUGAUAGUGUUUAUUCUCACAAACGUCAAUGUGCUGUGUCCAUUUCACAUCCCCAUCUACAUACCCCGGAAGAUAUCAGAUCUCUUUGAAGACAGUCUUGGAGCUCUAAGAAUUAUUCCUAAACGGCGGUAUCGCCCUCCUCCGCUUGCUGAAGACGACGACAAUGGCAAAAUCAAGCCAUGGGUACGGCUCAACUUCCCCAUGAACUUUGUUACGGCACCUCUCAUCGCAGACUUAUUUCUACUGGCCAUCUUAGCUAUUGGCCGUCAAGAAGUCCACGAUGGCAUCAUAGGCGCCGAUAACAUUUCACCAAUCGAUAUUAUGGCCUUCUUCCUCACCUUGGCCUACAUCGCCAUAUCGAUCGACGCAUCUGGCCUCAUCCGAUACUUGGCAUUCAAAGUGCUUCAAAAGGGUGGCAAAGUUGGGCAUCGACUCUUCUUCUACCUCUAUGCUUUUUUCUUUGGCUUGGGCAGUUUCAUUGGCAAUGAUCCCAUCAUUCUGUCAGGAACUGCCUUCUUGGCCUACAUGACUAGAGUCUCGAGCAACAUCAUUCAUCCGAGAGCAUGGAUUCACACUCAGUUUGCUAUUGCGAAUGUCGCAUCUGCCAUUUUGGUUUCUUCUAACCCGACGAAUCUUGUCCUUGCGGGAGCCUUCAACAUCAAAUUCAUCCACUAUACCGCCAACAUGAUUGUUCCUGUCGUCGUUACUGCCAUUGUUCUAUUCCCUUUUCUGCUAUACAUCGUCUUUGCAAAUGAGGACCUCAUUCCGUAUUCCAUCAAGAUGCACGAGCUUCCAGAAGAAGUCAAAGCCAAGAAACCUGUGAACCCCAACAUCCCCCAUGCAAGAGGCCAUGUUGACGAAGACGAGGCCGAUCUUGCAAACAACGAAGAAGGCAAGUUGCUGUCGCUUGAAGAAAUCAUGAAUCCAUUUCUUGACAAGGGCGGAGCCGCAUUUGGCGCUGUCAUUAUGGCUGCUACUUUGGUCACUGUCCUGGCAAUCAACGCUGCAAGUGCCAAAAGCGGCGCCCACCCCGUGUUUUGGGUCACUCUUCCGGCAGCCUUUGUCAUGUUCUGCUGGGAUAUUGGUUUUGGAUGGUACCACCGAAAGGAAACCCGAGACAUUGCGAGAAAGGGUAGAGAAGAAUUCGAAGAUGCACAAAUUGCACGAGCCGAGAGAAAAUUUCAACAAGCCGAAGAAGCAAGACAGACUUCCGCUGCCAGCCACGAAGUGCGAGGCGAGACUGGCUCUUCAUCUCCAAAGUUGGAAUCGAAAGACGCACAGCUCCAAGAAUCAGACGGUGGACACGCUCCGACUCCUGCGAUUCUCCUGGUCGAAAAUACUGAUGAUCGUGUCCUGGCAGCAAUGUCAUCGGCCCAUUUGGAACGCUCGAUAUCCCCACAUAAUGGCUAUACAGAGAAACAGGAGAAAGGAAACAUGACAAGUGAGGUCAACUCGCUCGAAGAAAAGAGCAUUCUAAACCAAACUGGCUCUGAUUCGCCCCCACAAGGUCUUUUUGUGCCCCAGUCGGAUGAAGAUUUAGAAAGAAGACGCCGAAACUCAAUGGCAUCUAUCCAUGGGCCGCACGGGCCAGCCACCCUGAUGUCGCUUGGCCAGGACACGCUCAGAUGGUGCCAAGAGACAUUUCCCACGGCUGCUGCCGUUGUUCUCCACCUCCCGUUCGCCUUGGUUCCGUUCGCCUUUUGCAUGUUUAUCCUUGUACAAGGGCUGGUAACAAAAGGCUGGGUGCCAGUCUUUGCCUAUGGGUGGGAGCACUGGGUAAAGAGAACUGGGACAGUCGGUGCUAUUGGGGGGAUGGGCUUCCUUUCUGUUAUUCUAUGCAACUUUGCAGGGACAAACAUUGGGACCACGAUACUGCUAUGCCGGAUCAUCCAGAAGUGGCAACAGAUCCAUGUAGUGAGUGGUGUCCCCAUUAGCGACAGAACGUUCUGGGCAACUGUGUACAGCAUGGCUCUCGGCGUCAACUACGGUGCGUUCAGUGCUGCGUUCAGCGCUUCGUUGGCUGGUCUGCUUUGGCGCGACAUCCUCGCCAGGAAGCAUAUUCGCGUAAGAAGUCUCGACUUUGCGCGCGUGAAUCUUCCCAUCAUUUCCAUUGCGAUGAUUGUCGGAUGUGUGGUUCUUGUGGGCGAAGUAUACAUCGUCAGGAAAGAAACGCCCUACAAAAUGUAGAUGCAUUUAUGAGAUAGAUUUCUUUUUGGGUUUACGAUUUACG
Trichoderma atroviride IMI 206040 is the source of this 2278-nucleotide messenger RNA. The record is from RefSeq and is a predicted model, not a curated record. Lineage: Eukaryota; Fungi; Ascomycota; Sordariomycetes; Hypocreales; Hypocreaceae.